Penicillium vulpinum is the source of this 1804-nucleotide messenger RNA. RefSeq lists its product as uncharacterized. NCBI's taxonomy places the organism in Eukaryota, Fungi, Ascomycota, Eurotiomycetes, Eurotiales, Aspergillaceae. The record is from RefSeq and is a predicted model, not a curated record. Gene Ontology annotation, cellular component: cytoplasm. The transcript is spliced from 7 exons. The coding region runs from base 11 to 1804 and encodes 597 amino acids. Gene Ontology annotation, molecular function: protein binding.
CCAUCGCAACAUGCACGUGAACAAGAGGAUCGGCAGAUUCAAACAAUGGGCGGGAGAACGCAUGGGCGGAGAGGCCAAGACCUGCCUCUCUGAUGACUUCAAGGCAAUGGAGACGGAGAUGGGAGUGCGACAUGAAGGCGUUGACCGUAUUCAUAAAUCCAUGACCUCUUAUGUCAAGGCUAUCUCGAAGCGCAAUGAGGGAGACGAUAAAGAGAAGACCCUCCCAAUUGGCCAUUUGGGAAGCAGCAUGGUGGCCCACGGUGAAGACUUUGAUGGAAACUCAGAAUACGGACAGUGUCUGACCAUGUUUGGGCGCACCGAGGAGCGUAUUGCCCGCAUUCAAGAAAGUUACAUCGCGCAGGCGACUUCAAGCUGGCUUGAGUCCCUCGAAAGAUCCCUAACUCAGAUGAAAGACUUGCAGCAUGCCCGCAAGAAGCUUGACAGCCGACGACUGGCAUAUGAUACUUCUCUCUCUAAGAUGGAGAAGGCCAAGAAAGAGGACUUCCGUGUGGAGGAGGAACUACGCUCACAAAAAGUAAAGUAUGAGGAAGCCAGUGACGACGUGCUGCGUCGCAUGCAGGACAUUAGAGAAGCCGAAACCGACAACGUUAUGGAUAUGAAGGUGUUUUUGGACGCCCAGCUCGAAUACCAUGAACGGUCCCGCGAGGUUCUCCUGCAGCUCAGGAAUGAAUGGGUUGGAUCCAGCCAACUGCAACCUCCUCCCCGCCGUCCCGCUCGUCCUCGUUCCAACACUGCUCACUCGUACCUGGAACGGUAUGAGCCAUUACAGGAAGAGGUGAUGAAUGCCACGGAGACUCGACCUGUCAUCCGGUCCACCAGGUCUACCACGAAGCUAUACGCCGAGUCGCCCCCGCGAGAGACCUAUGGGAAUACCGGUAACCUCUCGCGUCCCGUUCUCAACAGAAUUCCCACCUUCGAAAGCCCGUCUCAGCUGCGACAAGACCAAUCGCCAGUUUCAUCGCAGUGGAUUCAGCAGCGAACUGCUAGCGAGAACCUGGGUGGAUUCGGACGUCGAAGCAACACUCAAAUUGGGAAUGGUCGACUCACUGCUGAUCCCUACGCCGACCCCGAGGAGGCCAGCUCAUAUGGCCGUUCUAGCCCCGAGCGGAUGUUUAGCGGGGGCAGGUCUAUUUCCCCCGCGACAUCUCACGGCAGCAGCGUGGUAUCCCGAAGACCCAGCGCAAACAACUUGAACUCUAUUGGAUCGAAGAAAGCUCCCCCUCCACCCCCGCCAUCUCGUUCGAAGAAGCCCCCUCCACCUCCACCCGUGAAGCGGUCCCUUCUUGCCGCACCAAAUGCUAGCCUGAUCCCAAACCGGUACAGUACCAGAACUGCGCUGCCCCAGGCAACAAUCCAGCACGGCCUAUUCACGCUGUUGUCAGUCCUUUGCUCUGAGCACCCAGAUUUCCCCGAGCCUGUCGCGCAACUCCGUUCCCUCCCCAUCUCCAUUUUCAUCCAUCCACUUUUUGAACGCGCCAUCCCAACGCGCCUUCAACUUUUGAGGUUCCCUCCCACCCUGCCUUACCUUGGGAACUCGCCUCUUUACUCGCUUUCUUUGACUCCCUUGUCCCUGAAAGUACCCGCUACCCCCAUCGCAUCGGAAGCUCCGACCACGGCCCCAAACAUCACGCUUUCCAUCGCCAAGCAUCUCAUACACUCGCCCACUGAUCGCAUUCACAAUAAUCAAGCCCACCCCACACUGUCGCUGGUCAUUUAUUUCGACCGCGACCGUCCCUUCUCUUGCCCGCGCGACUUGGCAAUUGAAGUCAGGUGGAGACCUUAG